AUGGUAGCGGGGUCCUUUGACAAACCCAAGGGCGUAUCGACUGACGAAAUCGAUAGCUUUAGUUCCGUCGCAGUGGGAGCCCGGAAAAAGUGUUUGGAAGAGUUCUCACCGGAGGUGGCAUCUGAAUCAAAUUUUGAAACAGUGUUCCGUUCACGAAUUGCGAGGCGAAUAGCAGCCAACGGCGGAGAGCGAAAAGGUGGAAAGCAGGAAUACGGAGGCAGUAAAGUAAAACUUUUAUUUCCUGGAGAACCGACCUCAGUGAAGCGUUUUCAGCAACAGAAUGCAGCAUAUAUUAUCUCAACAAAUAUUGGUGUGACCCACCUUAAUGCUGCUUUCAAUGUCAAAAUUCGAAUGCCAACUAUCAAGCUUGCCAAAGCGGCGGCGCAGCAGCUCAAAGGUGUUGUAAUCGAAUAUGAUGUGUUGUGUAGCACACUUGUAGGAAAAUGUACGAAGCAAAUGGCACCAAAUUUGCAAUGUAAGAAUUCCGUAAGCAAGGGUUUGACAUCAGAAGUGCGCUCCGGAUCGUCACUCUUUGAGCCAAAGUUUAUCAAGACUAUGCUGGUGAGUGACGUCCGUAAUUUGCUUAAGGAGUUGAAUGAGGAUUCAACCGGAAGACCAUGGGUGCUCAAAGAUCGGUUGAAAAAUACGCUACAAGGCCUACCAAAUCAGAUCUUAGAACGAUUUACAGGCUCUGAGGAAAAUCAGUCUGCAGCAAGAAAGAGAGAAGAUGAGAUUUUCUUGGAGCAGCAACUGAAGUUAGAAUUGAAGGCAAAGCAGCAGAAAGAAGAGCAGAAGAACGAGAUGGAGACUCGGAGUAUAAUUGGUUCUGAAGUAAACAGUGGGAUGCAAACAAGCUCAUUACGAGACAAGUACAUGGGUCGAAUUCAAAUGCUGAAGGAAAAGUCCAAGCAGAAGAGAAAAGAAGGGACGACUGUAGGUCUAAAGGAAGCUUUCGAACCGACAACGUCUGCGGGAUUAUCGACAUGGGUUGUGAACGACGGAGCGAACGAAGUGCUGAGCUACUCGGAUCUUCGUGGUUUGUUCAAGGCUGUUAUUCCACCACGUGACCCAUUGCAGGAUGAAGAGUAUGAGAUUUUUAAAAAAGAGAUGAAAGGACAAUUUGACAUGUUUGUGCCGAAGGAAUAUCCUGAAAAGUUUCCGGAUUCGAAGCCAAUUCUCAAUAUCUGUGAACAGCUUGGGCUUAAAUCAACCGACAUGAUGGUGCUUGCACGGCAUUCACUUACCAUCAAAGCUGCCAAACAAGCAGGAACUCAUGUAUGCCAUUAUAUGCCUGGAAAGAAAGAUAUUCCGAAUCACACGGCACAUUAUCAUUUAACGAACUUGCAUGACUAUCAGUAUUUAAUUGAAGAGUUUAAUGGGAUUUCUUAUCGCGACAAGAUCAAGUUAGGUUCUAUCGAGUUUUAA
Molecule: messenger RNA, 1425 nt
Organism: Plasmopara halstedii
Lineage: Eukaryota; Oomycota; Peronosporomycetes; Peronosporales; Peronosporaceae
Product: HAD-like domain
Exons: 8
Coding region: 1-1425 (474 amino acids)
Source: RefSeq, a predicted model, not a curated record